AUGUUAGGAUCACAUGACCCGGUAGGGUUGCACAAGCUGUGCGUAAGGUCUCACGUUAGUUUCCCUCCAUUUUUAUUCGAAGCCUUCUUAUUUCAACCAAUAGAUAAGGUGAAAAGUGAAGCCAAAACUGGAAAUUGUGUUACAGUAUUCACAUUGCUGAAAAAAAGAGAUGAAUUGUGGGAGCAGCUCAACACAAAUAUUGAUAAAGACCAACAGAGGCAGAUUCGAGAACAAGUGAUUCUCAAGGUUCAAGUGAAAGCAGCAGAAACCUCUAAAACCAAAACCAGCAGGAUUCAGCAGGAGAGGAAAUAUGCGCUGGAAACCAUGAUGAAGCUUGAGAAAGAGGAGCAAGACAUGAUUCAGAAAAUGAAGGAUGAAGAAUGUGCGAGAGCCACAGCAGAGCUGGAGGUUUGGAGAGAAACACAAAGAAAACCAGCAGAAGAAAAGGAGAUCCAGCUGAAGCAGAAGGAAUCUGGCAAACACGACAACAAACCCAUUUAUCUGAACACGAAGCGUGCAAGCGCAACACCUGCAUGGUUGAGGAAACAGGCAGAGGCCAGGAGAGCAGUGAAAGCUGAUCUGACCGAACUGAAGGAUCUGAGCAAGGAAGAGAGGGGAUUCUCAAAGAGAAGGGAUAGUGAGUUUUACUGGAAACGAUAUGAGGCUGCUGUCAAUGCGUAUAAUCUCGCCAUCAAACUCAACAGGAAGAUCCCAGCUGUAUUCUCCAGUCGAGCAGCCUGUCAUCUCAAACUGAGAAAUCUUCACAAAGCCAUUGAGGACAGCUCUCAUGCACUGGAGUUGCUGAAGCCUGCGGUCACUGCAGAUGCCACAGCCCAUCUAAAGGCUCACGUGAGAUGUGGAACAGCAUUCUGUGAGCUUGAGCUCUAUGUGGAAGGUCUUCAGGAUUUUCAGUUUGCUCUAGAGAUCGACCCACACAAUGCUGCUUAUGAGCUGAUACAGACAGAAUUUGAAAGAUUAUACAGGGCACCAAACCAUGUAUAUAAGCACAUGCGCUACAUGAAAAUGGUAUCUUUAUUAGCGCUGACUUUCAAAUGA
This is a messenger RNA of Myxocyprinus asiaticus (Chinese sucker), 1056 nucleotides long. RefSeq names its product dynein axonemal assembly factor 4-like. Gene Ontology annotation, biological process: heart development; outer dynein arm assembly; cilium movement. The transcript has 8 exons. NCBI's taxonomy places the organism in Eukaryota, Metazoa, Chordata, Actinopteri, Cypriniformes, Catostomidae. Gene Ontology annotation, molecular function: nuclear estrogen receptor binding. Bases 1 to 1056 code for a protein of 351 amino acids. The record is from RefSeq and is a predicted model, not a curated record.